Carya illinoinensis is the source of this 1736-nucleotide messenger RNA. RefSeq lists its product as uncharacterized. NCBI's taxonomy places the organism in Eukaryota, Viridiplantae, Streptophyta, Magnoliopsida, Fagales, Juglandaceae. Gene Ontology annotation, cellular component: chloroplast. Bases 158 to 1387 code for a protein of 409 amino acids. The transcript has 6 exons. The record is from RefSeq and is a predicted model, not a curated record.
AUCCAUUUCAGAAUCACCCAGAUUUCCACUCCUCCAUCACACUCUCGUCCUCACCAGAACCCGAAAAUAUCUCACUCCAUUCUCUCUCUCUCUCUCUCUCUCCCCCCCCCCCCCCCUCUCCCUCCAAAAUCGGUAAUCCUGAUCGUAACUGAAUUCCAUGGCCACUGCUUCUUUGCUUGAAGCGCCCCCAUUGAAAUGGAAUCAAAAUUUCCCAAUUCGUCGGCCCCCUGCUCGUCUAGUCCUCGCCAAUCGUAAUUCCUUCACCAGACCGAUUAAAUUUAGCAGCGGAAUCCUGAAUGUAAAGCUUCAAGGCCACGCUAAAUUCGGCGUUAAAUGCUUCUUCCUCGCGAAGAAGAAGCAUUUAGCAGACCCGGUAUUGGAUCGGUAUGGGUCGAUUAAUGAUGAAAGCUGUAUGAACCCCUUUGAGAUUGUUUCCAACGCUGUAUAUAAAGCCAUAAAGGCAUUGAGAAAACCGGCGAUUGCCGCUGUGUUGUUGGGGUUGUUGUUGAUGUAUAGCCCCAAUUCGGCUUUGGCUGCCUCGGGCGGCCGAAUGGGUGGGAGGUCGUUUUCCUCCCAGUCCUCAUCGUCUCCUUCGUCGAGGAGUUACUCAGUGCCGAGGACGUCGGGCCCGGGGUUUUCUUAUUCGGUGCCAUAUUACGCACCUUCACCAUUCGGGUUUAGCGGUGGCGGGUUUUAUGUGGGGCCGGCAGUUGGAUUCGGAGUGGGAGCCGGGUCGAGUUUCUUUUUUAUUUUGAUGGGUUUUGCAGCGUUUGUUUUGGUUUCGGGGUUUCUUUCGGAUCGGUCGGAGGGUAGUGUUCUUACUGCUACAGAGAAAACGAGCGUGCUCAAGCUUCAGGUCGGAUUGUUGGGCAUGGGGCGGUCCCUUCAAAGAGAUCUUAAUCGGAUUGCUGAAACUGCAGAUACAUCUAGCUCUGCGGGUUUGAGCUAUGUAUUGACAGAGACGACGCUAGCUUUGCUUCGGCAUCCUGAUUAUUGUAUCUCAGGUUAUUCAUUUGUGGAGUUAAAGAGGAGCAUGGAGGAUGGUGAGAAACGCUUCAAUCAGCUCUCUAUUGAAGAACGGGGGAAGUUUGAUGAAGAAACACUCGUCAAUGUGAACAACAUUAAAAAGCAAAGCACAGGCAAUCAGAGAUCUAAUGGAUUCCGCAAUGAGUACAUUGUGAUAACAAUAUUGGUGGCUGCUGAAGGAGUCCAUAAGCUGCCCACCAUCAAUGGCAGUGGGGACUUGAAAGAAGCCUUGCAAAAGCUUGGAUCCAUUCCCUCGAGCAAAAUAUUAGCAGUUGAGGUACUGUGGACCCCUCAGAAUGAAAAUGACACUCUUUCAGAGCGGGAACUUCUUGAAGAUUAUCCUCUUUUGAGGCCUUUGUAAAAGUAUUGCAAUUGGCUACCUUUUGCCAUGUGGUAAGAGGUAUAAGCGAAUUGCCUAUUGGAUCUAAAACGGCAUUGGAGUAGGAAAAUUGUCUAUAGUUAACAGAAAGUAACCUUGUUGAAAAUAUGAUUAGAUGGUAUGUUGCUGUCCUGCAUUUGUGAGCUCUUAGGCUUUACUUCAGAACCUUAGCUUUGUUUCACUAAUACUUCAAUCUGCCACCCAUGAGUUAUAAAGGCGCACUAUGGUAGAAAGUUCACUUUUGAUAAUAUGUACCAUGAAUAUUACAAUUAGAAUCAACAGAUAGGCUUUAUAUUGCAGUUUUUACAAUUGACCAAUAACUGAUUAUUCA